AUGACGACGAAGAAGACCAGAGGCGCAAUCGGUUGUACGUCGAACACAACGAUCUCAAUUGGCUCUUUUGCGGUCAGAUGGAGGGGUUAUGGAAAAGAAGGGUUACGGUUCUGGUAGGGGUUGUUGAAUGAGUACCGGGACGUGCAACGUCGCGACGCACUCCGUCACAGUCACCCUGACGGGUAACGGAUGUCCGAGUGCUCCAUGUUCGCGCGGCGUACUCAUACGGAACGGUGAAACGAGUACGAAGAGGUAACGACGAAUUUCUUCUAAGAAGAAAAAACCGAAACGAGCGGGCAGCUUAACGAACAGACGGUCGUGUUAGUUUCCAAGAAUUCGCCAAAGGGGACAACGCACCGCUGUAUCCAAACUAACGAAUCAUUUCACAAAAGUGGAAACGUUGAACGAACACGAGAAAGAUAUCGAACGAGAAGAUACUUGAACAUAUGAAAAGUAUGUUGUUCACAACCGCAAUGUUUACCUUCAUGUUGAACAUAUUGUGCAUGGUGUGCCAAGCAGUACCACUUAUUGAUCUAAGGAAUACAUUAGAAGAGAAUGUCUUAAAUGCUGUGGGCACAUCUGCAUGCUCAUCAACUGGUGGUUGUUGGGAAUGGUUACCAGUGCAAAAAGUUCAUAAAAGUGUUGCUACCGUACCAGAGAACCUGCCAAUGUCAAAAAUACAAAUUCAACGAGAAGCUUCAAGCAUAGAUCCAAAUAUAGUACUGGAAACAUGGGGUGAUGAUGCUCCACCAUCUGGCAGAAAGGUUCACCAAUCAUCACUGGCUACCAAACAAAUUGGAAACAGACUGUCAAAAAAAGAUGUUCUUAUGUCUCGUAGUUGGGGUGCUGGUGGCAUGCCCUUUUCUGUCCUUUAUAUGAAUCCGCAUAGUCCUCGUGGAAACCACGCCAGUACUGCACAGCAACAGGAACUGAGAAAAACUGAAAGUCCGACACCGUCUAUCACACAUCCUAAUUCCCGCAUUGCAUUGCGCAAUGGAAGUUCUACACAAUCAAGAAGACAAUAUCCAAUAAUUCCACAGCUUUUUAUAUCUUAUGGAUGGGGCCCAUUUGGCAAAUGA
Molecule: messenger RNA, 1079 nt
Organism: Habropoda laboriosa
Lineage: Eukaryota; Metazoa; Arthropoda; Insecta; Hymenoptera; Apidae
Exons: 4
Coding region: 447-1079 (210 amino acids)
Source: RefSeq, a predicted model, not a curated record